UCCAGCGACCGGAUCGAAAGGAAUGAGAAAAUCCCCCUCUCGAAUUCUCCCCACUUCUUCUAAACCCUCUCCCUCUGCCUAGGAGCUUCGAGGGUUCUAGGGUUUCCCCUCCCCCGCCCUUGUCGGGCACAUUUUGGGGGGGCGAUUGGAGCUCGAAGUCGCGAUUGCGGGGCUCGUCUCGCCAUCGGCCAUUGGUAGAUGUGAUUGGGCUCCACUGGCGCUGGGAUUUGGAAUUUCUUGGGUGGUGGGGGAAGGAUGGAGGGGAGGAGGAUCUCCGUCAGCCCGCGGCCGUGCAGCGGGCGGAGGAUCUUGGCGCGGAAGAGGCCGCGGGCGGAUGGGUUCGUGAACAGCGUCAAGAAGCUCCAGCGCCGGGAGAUCAGCUCCAAGAGGGACCGUGCGUUCAGUAUGAGCAACGCCCAGGAGAGGUUCCGGAAUAUCCGGCUGCAGGAGGAGUUUGACACACAUGAUCCCAAGGAACUCUGGUCUCAGUUGCCUUUUUUGAGGAAAAGAUCAAAGAUUAUUGAGAUAGUUGCUGCCCGGGACAUUGUUUUUGCUUUAGCACAAUCUGGGCUUUGUGCUGCAUUUAGCAGAGAGACAAACCAAAGAAUUUGCUUUCUGAAUGGAAGUCCUGACGAAGUCAUUCGCAGCUUGUUUUAUAACAAGAAUAAUGAUUCACUAAUCACUGUUUCAGUCUAUGCCUCCGAGAACUUCAGCUCUUUGAAAUGCAGAACAACCAGAAUUGAGUAUAUCCGAAGGGGAAUGCCAGAUGCUGGAUUUCCUCUCUUUGAGUCAGAAUCAUUAAAAUGGCCUGGUUUUGUAGAGUUUGAUGAUGUAAAUGGGAAGGUUCUUACUUAUUCUGCCCAGGACAGCAUUUACAAGGUGUUUGACUUGAAAAACUACACUCUGUUGUAUUCCAUAUCAGAUAAGAAUGUCCAAGAAAUUAAAAUCAGCCCUGGCAUAAUGUUGUUGAUAUUUAACAGAAACAACAGUUAUGUCCCUCUCAAAAUUCUUUCUAUUGAGGAUGGGACCGUUCUAAAAUCCUUUAACCAUCUUCUUCACCGGAACAAGAAGGUGGACUUUAUCGAACAGUUCAAUGAAAAGCUUCUUGUUAAACAGGAAAAUGAGAACCUUCAAAUUCUUGAUGUCCGAAACUCUCAAUUAACUGAAGUAAGCAGAACAGAAUUUAUGACUCCAUCGGCAUUUAUCUUUCUGUAUGAGCUACAAUUGUUUUUGACAUUUCGGAAUCGUUCAGUCGCAGUUUGGAAUUUUCGAGGUGAACUAGUUACCUCAUUUGAGGACCACCUGUUGUGGCACCCUGAUUGUAAUACAAACAAUAUCUAUAUCACAAGCGACCAGGAUCUCAUAAUUUCUUACUGCAAAGCUGAUGCUGAUGAAUCAUCAUCAGAAGGCAAUGUUGGAUCCAUUAACAUUAGCAACAUCUUGACUGGGAAAUGCCUAGCAAAAAUCCGAGCAAGCAACUUAAGCAAAUGCCCUCGUUCUUAUAAGUUCCGAAACACGGUGGCAGAAGCUUUGGAUGACAUAACUGCUUUGUAUUAUGAUGAAGAUCGAAAUGAGAUCUAUACUGGCAAUAGACAGGGCCUUGUUCAUGUUUGGUCCAACUAAUGAGUUCUUACUGAAACGCCCAAACAGAUCACUGAUGUAGCACAGCUUAUUGCUGAUUGGAUUGCUGACCUCCCAUUGGUGACACUGCAGCAUUGUAUCAUGAAAUGCUUGUUGUAGCUUUAGCUUUUAUUUCAUCAUGUCAUUUGUUCUAGGACACUGAUCUAGAUGUGUUUCUAUUUGAUAUAGCAAUGAUCCCCUUUUUCUGCUAGAAUUUUAUGUAUUCCAGCCUGGAGAAUUGGUAAAUAUGAAUGUUGUGUUAGACAAUAUGUUAUUCAUAGUCAAAUGAAACGCUAGUAAAUUCUUUUGAUCGGAUUAUGAUGA
Elaeis guineensis (African oil palm) is the source of this 1944-nucleotide messenger RNA. RefSeq lists its product as uncharacterized. Lineage: Eukaryota; Viridiplantae; Streptophyta; Magnoliopsida; Arecales; Arecaceae. Gene Ontology annotation, molecular function: protein binding. The record is from RefSeq and is a predicted model, not a curated record.